Dreissena polymorpha is the source of this 2088-nucleotide messenger RNA. Its product is annotated as serine-rich adhesin for platelets-like. Bases 1 to 2088 code for a protein of 695 amino acids. NCBI's taxonomy places the organism in Eukaryota, Metazoa, Mollusca, Bivalvia, Myida, Dreissenidae. The record is from RefSeq and is a predicted model, not a curated record. The transcript is spliced from 3 exons.
AUGGCCGCUUUCAUCGAUCCAAAGUUUGCCACAGCAGUGUCUUUUUACAAUCUCACUCCAGGAAACCAGAUACCUUACGAUGUUUCCGACCAAGUCCUACUUUCCUACAAUCGGCCUCCAGUAUUCACGCCUUCCAUCAUGGAAUUCAUAAAGGCUCUUUUAAGAAAGGACAAGGCCGACAACGCUUACCGAUUUCCAGAACGAAACUGCCUUUCACCAGUCAUAACAACAUCUACAACAACUACUAUCACAACAACGACAACACCUACCCCUGUGAAUACUCCAUCGCUGUGGGAAAUGCUUCUGAAAAUCCUGCAGUCUGAACUCGACACGAGAACAUCAACGACGACAACGAUUGCCCCGACAACAACAACUACCAUUCCUACGACAACCGAGAUGCCAAUCUGGAAACUUCUCCUCGAAAAACUUCAAGGCAUCCUACCGACAACAGCCACGUCCAUCACAGUAACCGGUGGCACAAUUGCUCAGGUGUCACCAACGCAAACAUUGUCAGCAACAACGCCGUCACUUGGAUAUGACCAGUCAACGGCGUUCAUAUAUUUGGAAACGACCAAUACAUCGGAGUUCGAUAACCUUACCUUUGAAAAUAAAACCGAAGCAAGUGCAACUUUCGACAACAUCACGGAGUUUUCCCUUAACGGCCACCAUACUCCAAUUAGUUUUGAAGCCAUGUCAGUAACACCAGCGAACGGGGUGCCAGAUUUGCUCUCAACUGUGUCACAACUGACAAACAACAGUGAUGCAUAUACAAAAGUUUUAGCCGAUAUGAUAAAAGCUAUAGAAAAGGAACUUGCAUCCAGGAAAGGCGAGCAAGAGGACAAGGCGAAUAAGUCCUCGAGCGAACAAGUAACCACUGACAAUUUUCUCAGCAUAACGCAAACAAUGACAGAAAACAAACGACAUAUCAACUAUGAAAUGUCGACUCCAUCAACAUUGUUUGAAGGAACAACCUCUGUCGUGGAUAACAUAUAUAGCACAUUAGAGACUCCAGUGAACACGCAUAGGCAAAUGCAGGAGCAGGAAGUAACCAAUGUUGUGAAUAGCUACUCCGGUGCAACGCAGGUACCCAACCCGAUUGCACGGUCAGCUACAGUCCCAAUCCCUUUCGACAAAAUGUUUGGUUUGUUCCCCAACACAGGUCAAGACCGUUCGAAUUUGCCGACAACAAAGGCAUACGACUGGAGUAUAACAACGCCAAUAAAUACAACCCCACCUCCUCCAGCGUCCACGCAACUUCCUAAUAUGAUCGUUCAGCUGAUGGAAAGAAUCGGAUACACGCCAAUGGCCCCAACAGCUCAAUCAGACGUUAUUGGAAGUGAGCAAAGUGAAAUAGAAUCGCUCUUACAGAUUAUGAAUUCAGAUCCCCAGUCCAGAAGAAGACAAGCUGUUUACGGAUUACUGUCUAGCAAAGAAUCUAAUCAAAACGGAAACCGAGAUGUCAACUUGAACUCUUUUAAAAGCAAAUCAUCUGGGUACACCACUAUCACAACAAAUCCGAUAGUGUUUGGCAAAGGUAGUAAAGAAAUAGUGAAUAAUCGAACCCCAAGUUCAACUGUAACUUCAGAUAGAAAUGACACAAUCAAAAGUGUUUUACGUGAUUUUCACCCUCAACCAGAGGAGAUGACGUCAGCGAUAUAUUUAACUGAGGAUGUGACGUCAGCGAUACUGGUAACAGAGGGCGUGACGUCUGCGACAGAAUUAACUGCUGAAAUACAAUCAACUAUAAAAAACGAAAGUACAAAAACGCUUGAAUCCAUGCCUUCAGCCAUUUCGAAUCAAUCGGUCUGGCAACAAAACAACAAAGAGAGUUCCACUGAAAUUCACUUGGGUUUCGUAACAUCAUCUAUAGGGAAAGCCAAGCAGAGGGUUCAAUCCAUUUCCACCAGCAGACCAGAAGAAGCAACAAAGGCGGUGACAAUGGAAACGACGUAUGACAUGAAAGCUCAAGGUCGGGCGAUUGCAACCACGCCUUCAAGUCUGUCAGGGACCAACGUCAAUCAGCGUUCAAGCGAAAAACCUUCUACAAGACUACGCAAUAAUCAGGUUAACUACAAACGAUACUCUUAA